GACACUACACGGCUGACCACCACAGAUGAAGGAAUCCUCCGGCCGGCCCAUCGCAAGUCUCAUGGGAUGUCCAGUCAGCUUACUUGCAAACGCAUGCAAACAAAUACACAAAUAGAUGCGUAUCUGUCUGUCUCUGUCCGCCCACUGACAGCAAGUCAGUCAGUCUAUUCACAGACACACACACUCAGCCAGCCAGCCGUCACUGUAUCCGCCCCUCUUCGCCACACACAGCGGUCGCAUGGGAGGGGGCGGGUGGGUCGGCCGGAGGCGAGACGUCCACAACAAAGUAGCGCCCACUAUAGAUCGACGAAGCGUCAAACCUGCACACGAAUGCAUUCAGAGCCCUUUGCUUUCUAUGGUCAAUUGCCACCCACACGCAACCGACGCACCUUUCAGGGUUUCUCACACCAUCCCUCCGAAACGGUGCAUGGCCCUUCGACCGCCUGGGGGUGACCUCUGUCAUUCCGCCGCGAAGGUGAUAGAGGGGGCCGAGGGUGAAGUCACAGGGCGCUCGCUCAGCGGACGGGUCGCGUGACUUGAGCCGCUGUCUGAUCGACAAGAGCCGAGGCGGCAGGCCCUCACUUUUCUGGGGGGCCGUUGAAUGACACGCUGGGACAUCGCCGGGCGGUGUCACCCUGAUGGUCGGCCGACCGCUUUCGGCGCGUGCUUCCCCCGGCUGCUGAGGUGCUGUCAUGGUGUCGAAGGCCGGUGGCCUAGACCAUCCCAGAGGCGCAUAAGACCGUCGAUCGCGCUGUCGGCCGUUCUUCGGCUGGCCAAAUGAGUUGGGGUGCCGAGGUGGCCUGCGAUAAUAACGAUGGCUGGGAUCGGACACGGGGGACGGCUGGUGCGAUGGGUCGAUGCCGAACGUUUCGGGCUCCAUUGGUGUGGGCGGCCGACGGACAGGCGGCUGCAUUGGUCGAAUGAAACCAUCCCCCCUCUCUCUCCCUCUGCUGCCUUGCCCCACCAGCUGUGCGUACGAGCUGGCCAUAUGGCGCAUCGGAAAUGGGGGAGGGGUGAAGGUCAGCGUGGCCGUAUCGAUGGCCUUCGGAUGGUGCCAAUCGGCUCGGCUGUCGACUGGAGGCCGCUCUGGCUCCUGAGGUGUGUGGGGGGUAUCCUGCUCGCUGGGCCGGUCGAUCAGCUGUGGGGUCUGCUGCUGGAUGCCGAGCUGCUGCUCGAGUCGGCAGAUAUGAGUGUUUUGGGCGAGGAGGCGGUCGAGCAGGCACUGGAUGAUGGCGGGCGCCUCGUUCGUGAGGUCGGUGUUGGUCUGCUGGUCCGCGAGUGGCGCGGCGUCGAACGACGUGGCCUUGUUGAGCACGCUGAAAGAAAAGGAAGGAACACGGCAGAUGUUGUGAGUGACGUGGAUCGAGGUGCCUGUGCCACCGUCUCUUGUGUGUGAGCUGUUCGCACCUUGAGAGCACAUCCAUUGUCUCCUUCCUGUCCUGUCUGGCUGAUGCAAUGCCAUCACGUGCAGCCCUCGCAGCCUGCAUCGCAUCGCUGUCUUUGCUGUCUUCAGCGAGGCUCUCCACGCCCUUGGCCUCCUCUUCAGUCGCCCGAGCUUCGGUGCUGCCUGUUGGCUGACCCUCGGUGGUCGUCAGCCCUCUCUCCUUCCCGGCCGCCUCGUGAGCCCUCCGACAUUCCGUCACGCUUUGAUGGGUCGAAGGCGCCAUGACGCAGACAGCUAUGCGUUCAUCGGUGGACCGGAAGAUUCCACGUGCGGCCUCUUGCCCUGGGGACUUGUCUGCUGGCCGCGGUGGCGGCCGAGUGUCGGUGCUCUCUCCGAAAGAGAAGGUCUCCUGAAGGCGAGAGUGGGGGCUGCCCUCUGGCUCGUCGCGGGUGGCGGCCGUGGUGCGACUCGCCAUCAGGUCGGGAAUGGGUAGCUGGGCUGUGUCGUGGGGCAUGAGGUGCUGCAGACUGAUGGCGCGGCUGACCUUGGCAGCGUGCUCGGUGACCUCCUUUUGCCGCUGCUCCAGGUGGGUCAGCUGCUGUCUGAGGGAAGUGACGCGGCCCUCCCUUUUCUGCCAGUCUCGCAGGUGGCCCUGGUGAUCGCAGGUGAGCUUCUGCUCCAGCUCGCGAAGGCGCAUAAGUUGCUGCAUAAAGACAGACAGACAGACAGCUCGCCUCAAUGUCGGACGCUACACUCAGGGUAUCUGUACCUCACCUGCUCAAUGGAUGACCUCGAUGCUGCCCCAGCUCCCCCAGUACAAUCCUGGUCCCUCUUGACAGACGCCUGCCGCUGCUGCAAGGUUCCCUCCAGCCUGUCGAUUUCUGCCUCCACUCCACGAAGCUCCCCCUGCGCAUCAGCAGCACCGUCGCCUCCAUCAAUCUGCCGCUGCAGCUGGGCCCUUCUCUGGAAACAUCUGUGCAGCUGCUGGUACUCGGCAGGUGCACCGGGGGUGGCGGCGAGAGCACCCACACCGCCGACGUAUGCGCUGUGGGCUUGCUCAAGAUUCUGGGAGAGGGUCUCGUACCUGCUCUGGUAUGAUGACAGCUGGUCCUGUUGGCAACAGGACAGUUUAUUGACGUGCAGUGAGUGACAACGGUGAUGUGGUGAGCAUAUUGCUGACCUCUGCGUCCUUGAGCUGUUUCUCGAGCCGCUCCCUCUCCUCGGCUAGCGCGCCGUUUUGGCCCUGAAGCUCACCCAGCCGACGCCGCAACUCCUCGUUAAACGAGCUCUCCUCACCCAAUGCUGGCUGCUGCUGCUGCCGCCGCUGCUGCGAUGGACUCCUCUCGCGGCCACUCUCCACAAUUGGGAUUGAGGCCGGCUCGGCGGUGCUCCUGGUCACCACGGGAGUGUGUUGAGUCUCUUGUUGGGUCUCGUCGGCAGGCUUGGAUAGACUGGCCUUGGGUGUGGGCUCAGAUUGAGGCUGCGACUUCUGUGAUGCACCUAGGGCCGGUGGUGCUUCGGUUGGGCCGCUUUCGUCAAGAAGAUUGGCGACAUCAGCAUUAGCAUUAGCAUCAACAGGCGCAGGAGGGACCAUAGCGACAGCUGGCCGAUCUCUCCGUCCUUCCCUGAUGGCCUCAACCUUCCUGGCCACCUCGUCCUCCUGCUCGUGCGCCAUCCUAGUCUCGAUGACAGGGGUGGCGAACUUGUUGAAAGAGAAGGGCACGAAGGGCGGGAUUUUGAGCAGCUCGGACGGCCGCAGAUUCUCAUCUCCGAGGUGCGGGCUCAUGUUGCCCACUUGCGAGAGCGAGACGGAAUCGUCGUCAUAUGCCGGUAGUGGGGGUGGGAAGGGGCAGGGGAGGGGAGGAGCGACGGCCUUGUCCCCACUCCCAUCACCACUCAUUCGGUGUGGCAGCAUGAACGCGGUGGCCUCAGAGGAGGCGUACAGGGGGGUGGACUCCGGCUGCCACGGUGCUGUCGUGCGGCUCUGGGAUGCGACGGGCGACAAGGCUUGACUGCCCGCUGUCUUGUGGGACGCCUUGGUUUCUCCAGUGGCGGCACGGGUGGCGUGGACAGGGAUGCGGGGUGAGGCCAAGAAUGGGGAGGCGUGGGCUGGGGACGGAGCAAGGGCUUCUAGCUGCUGCGAUUCAUAAGCAAGACGCUCUGGUCAGUAAAGACACACAAACCAUGCAGGGCGAUAUCGAUGCGUCUGUCGGUCCUCCGUGUUUUUGCACCACCCACCAUCGAUCUGUCCCGUCGACAGGGUGUCUGCGCUCGGCGAGAAGGUCUGUGGCGACGACAUGAAGCUGAAGGGCCGCUCGCCACUGCCUUCGGCAUCCGCAGCCCUCUCCCUCUCGCCACCUCCGCCCACCCCUGCCUCUUUGGCCAGAGCAGCCAGCGACACGAAAUCCGAUGACAAUCCGCCACCUUGCUGCUCGUCUGGACGAGAGGAGCUGCGGACGACAACCGUUGGGAUCUUGCCCCCACCCCCACCAUCAGCUGAUGGGCUGCCCGGCGACGGCUGAUUGGACUGAUCACUCGUCUGCACCCGUCCAAUGUCGUCGAAGCUCAGCUCGACCUCCACGCUAAAAGGGUCGCCCAGUUCCCCUCCUGCCCCUUGCGCAGCCACUACCACCUCGACCUCCUCUUGCGCGGGGCCGUCGGUUGCCAAUGGUCUCGGCUCGUCAUCGAUACAACUAUGGGGGCCGUGCGAUUGGGCGGCGGUGUCGACAUGUGAGCGCGAAGGCGGGGCAGGCGGCGUAAUGCGAUAGGACUCAUCCGGAUGCGAUGGCGAUGGCGCCGGUGCGUCGUGUGCGGAAUGGCUGUCAGGAGGGGGCUGAGGGUCCGCGACGACGGGAGAAGAGGGGCCGGAAGCAGGCUCGUCAUGCGCCACUGUGUGAGGUGGCUGGGCGAGGGCCGCGCGAGGGGAGGGCCUCUCUGCAUGAUCCGCCGUGCUGUCGAGCCCUUCGUCAAGCGGCAGACCCGCCGUGCUCUCUCCAAUCUCCCUCUGAUCUCGGCGGUCCGCAGCAGCCUUGCCGCCUUGUCCGCUCGCCAUCAAGACGUCCUCCAGCACUCUCACGUCAGACAGCCGGCUCCCGCUCAGUGCGGGCGGUCCUCCCAUAUGACUCGGCCCCGCCUUCUCCUUCUUGGCCACACCAUGGACAGCCGAAACGCCCGACGACGCAGUGCGGAAGCUGCCCAUCUCCAUGCUCACAUGGGAGGGGUGCCGGAAGCGGCCUAAGCUCCCGUCCGUCGCGCCGCCAUCGAAGGCGGCAGGAGGGCCGAAUCCAAUGAUCGGGCUCUGGCCGAGCUCUCUCCUCCUCUGCUGCUGCGGGUGAACGUGUGUGGUGUGUGUGGGAGGGGAGGUGUAUGUGGUGUCUGCGGGCGGGAUGGACUCGGUCGCCGAGAGAGUGACAGCCGGCGUGACGGACUGCGAUGGCGGGUGGACGGGGAAGCUGCCGGAUGAGUCCGUCGAGUGGGGGUCCACACCCACGGAAACAAACGUCCUGACAGUGAAGACAAGACCGACCAUGUAGAAGAGAGCAGCAGGAUCGUAGGCCUGUUGGCCGUGUGUGUUGCUCACCUGCCAUCUGGCGCCAUGGUGUGCCCGUUGUGGGGGUGUGGUGGUAGGGGAGGAAGACCGUGGCCGUUCCUCUCUCCCCGCCGUGAUGACAGCCUCCGGGCAGAUGAGGCAGAGGAGGGAGUCUCGAGAGCACGGUCGAUUUUGGAGAACUCAACCUGCACACGCCACGCCCACGUGCUAUAGAUACACACCGAUCAAGGCACCCCGAUCCCCCCUCCUCACUCACCUCCUGCUUGACGCGCGCAAGCUCUUCAGUGGUCUCAGCUAGCGUCUUCAUUUUCUCCUCCAUGAAUCUGUGCAUGGCGGACAGCUGAUCCCUCAAUGACAUGUUCUCCGCCUCGAGCAGCUUGUUCAUCCCCGUAUCCCCAUGGGUCUCGUCCCACGUCCUCGCCCCACGCAGCCGGGACGGUGUGGCCAUGGCCAUGGCCGUGGCCGCCUGGCUGACCAUCAUAUUGCCCGUGCUGUUCCUCCUCUCCAUGGCCUGGCGGGCCGUCUCCCUCUCCUUCGCCCUCACGUGCUCUCCAUCAAGUCGCGCCAGCUUCGGGAAGAGGACCAGUAUCUGCUGCCUUGCGUAGCUCUGAGAGACCAGCGGGUUGCCGGCAAUCGACAGGUCAGCGAGAGCUGGGCAGCGCGUGAGCCGUCUGAGGGCCUUGACGGUCGCCAAUUGAUUGUGGGAGAAGUCCACCUGAAGGCACAAGCAGCAAUGAUAUGCGUCACCUGCAUGAACACAUUGCUCGGUGCUCGGCUCGGCAUACACUUCGCAGGGCGGUGAGAUUGUGCAUGCCGUCAGGGAGCGAGGUAAUGGCGUUGCGGCUAAGGUCGAGUGACUCGAGGCAAGUGAGGGCCAAGACAAACUCGCAACUCCUCAGCCCACACGACCGCAGACGAAGAACCUGACCCACAGACAAGACAGAUAGACAAGGGAAGAAUGUCACAUCAACGUGAUGUGUCAGGUGUCAGAAAACGGAAUGCUUACCUGCAGUGUGCUGCCGAUUAGGCUGAGGUUAUCCAGCAGCUCCGCACUGAUUGUCUGGCGCUGAAACUCCAGCUGCCGCAGCACCCUCGCCUCCCGCAGAGCCUCCGGGCAGCCCAACAGGUCAUGCAGCCUCACAUGCAUGUCAUUGAGCACCUCCACUCUAUCAAUCGGGGCAAACGCAGCAUCCUCGAUCUGCUCCUUCAGGACCAUCGCCGCCUCUUCCUCCAUUGCGACUCUGACUGAGACAAACUUGAUUGAGACUGUGAUUACG
Molecule: messenger RNA, 6211 nt
Organism: Vitrella brassicaformis
Lineage: Eukaryota; Vitrellaceae
Source: the annotation of a GenBank genome assembly